UACGAAAUCUAUGUUCCGUCCUGUCAGCCACACAACUUUAAAAUCUAGUAGAUGCAUAAGUCUAGGACAAAAUCUGGGCUAACUCCAAUAUGGCGAGUUCUCUCUUGUCUCUCACCUCCAAACCACCAUCAAUCACCCGUCUACGCCACCAACGUCCACCACUAACCACCGUCCGUGUCAGUGCUGCAACCGUCACUACAACCACCGGGAUGCCAGACCACCACCACCCUUCACUCGAAAUCACUGGUGGAGGAGCUGAUCGCUUUCUCCCUGCUUUCAACACCAUUCACCUUCCUUACAAGCCUUUCCCCAUCAUUGGUUGGAACCGCCAUCUUGAGACCAUAUUUGCUGCCUUCUUCCGUACUGUCCCCGAAGUUAAGUACCGCCGUGAGUGCCUCCGGACCCAAGACAAUGGCACCAUAGCCUUGGAUUGGGUCUAUGGCGACCACCGCAGCUUGCCUUCCGACUCUCCGAUCCUCAUUUUACUGCCAGGGCUAACUGGAGGGAGUCAAGAUUCAUAUGUGAAGCAUAUGCUGGUGAAAGCUAAGAGCAAAGGCUGGAGGGUUGUAGUGUUCAAUAGCAGGGGCUGUGCAAAUAGUCCUGUUACUACUCCUCAGCUCCAAACAGCUUCAUUCACAGCAGAUACUUGUCAUGUAGUAGAUCAUGUUUCAUCUAGGUACCCCAAAGCAAGUAUUUAUGCUGUUGGUUGGUCUCUUGGAGGCAAUAUCCUUGUCAAUUACUUGGGAAGGGAGCACCAUAGGUGCUCUCUCUCUGGUGCUGUAUCACUGUGCAAUCCUUUCAACUUAGUGAUUGCAGAUGAAAAUCUCCGAAAGGGCUUCAACAAUAUUUAUGACAGAGCACUUAGGGGAGGUCUUUCUAGAACUUUUGACAAACAUGCUUCCCUCUUCGAAGAAAUGCAUGAUGAAUAUAAUGUCCAAGCGGGUUUGAAUCCUCGUACCGUACGGGAAUACGAUGAAGCAAUAACACGAGUGUCAUUAGGUUACAAGUCAGUGGAUGAAUAUUACUCAAAUUCAUGUAGUUGUCAUGUCGUACAACAUGUCCGGAUCCCUUUGCUUUGCAUCCAGGCUGCAAAUGAUCCAAUUGCGCCCAUUGAGGCAACUCCUUACUCAGAUAUCAAGGACAACCCGAACUGCAUGCUGAUAGUAACACCCCAGGGUGGUCAUUUAGGCUGGGUUGCCGGUGAUGACGCACCCUUUGGAGCUCCCUGGACUGAUAAUGUGGUGAUCGAAUUCCUUGAACAUCUGCAAAAGAAUGCAUCUAAACCCGAAUCAUCUUGAGCUAUGGAGAUAGAAAACUCUGCGGCAGGAUUCAGAGGGCUUGCAUCAAACAAUAACUAGAGUAAGCAAAGAGCAUCUGUACACGUUGUAAACAUCUAAUCUUUGAAUGUACAAUCAUAACAUGUGAGCUCCAUUAGAAAAAAAACUUGAAUGAUCUGAUUCACAUUGUUCAUGGAGAUUAGUGAAUCAUACAUUAUGUUCAAGAAAUGUGUUACUGAACAUCGAAAACGAUCAGAGGAACUUUGACUGAUCAUUUUCCAAUCACUUCCUUCAAUAGUUGAUGAACUCAGGGGUCUUGAAUGCUAAUAAUAAUCCAAAGUUUGUUGUAUUGUGAAAA
Gossypium raimondii (Peruvian cotton) is the source of this 1635-nucleotide messenger RNA. RefSeq names its product embryogenesis-associated protein EMB8. The transcript is spliced from 8 exons. Gene Ontology annotation, molecular function: monoacylglycerol lipase activity; short-chain carboxylesterase activity. Lineage: Eukaryota; Viridiplantae; Streptophyta; Magnoliopsida; Malvales; Malvaceae. The record is from RefSeq and is a predicted model, not a curated record. Bases 90 to 1298 code for a protein of 402 amino acids.